AUGGGUCGUCAACUUCGCAGUGCUCUGUCUUGUCUGCUGUUAGUUAGUUUAUCGCAGGCAGCCGACGUAUAUCUCAGCCCAUCUCAACCAUUUCCAUCCCGGCUUUCCCUACAGCAUGCUGGUUUCGUCUUGUCGCAACAUCUGGGUCUCGAGCCAAUCGAGAAUUUCCAGAAUUAUGGCGAACUGCUAAGAGAGCACGAGUUUGUCGCACAAGGGACUUCAAACGCGUUGUUUCUACUAGUAGACGAUGUUAGUUUACAAGAUAUCAUUCCUUCUCUCAUGAGCCGCUCGUUCUCGAUUGUAGGGGCACCCACUAGUUCCCUUACUUCUUUUGUGUCCUCAUAUCUGCAACGCGCUGCUCAUGCAUACUCCCUCGUCUACUCUGAUCUCGUUAUUCCCCCAGAAGGCAUUCCUCGGACUCUUGACAUCUUUUCUGCCCCAACACCCGCAAACGAAGCUUUCCUUGCAGAAAUCUCAACACUUACCAAAUUCGUCGAGCCAACCGCAGAUAUUUACGAUGACAAGUUCGCGUCUUUGGAGUUAACAGGACUGUCCCAACUCGCAGCUACACACGGUCGUUCAAGCGACCAGUACCAGCUUGCAGCAAGAACAGUCCGAGCCGUUCUUGAAGCCAGUACUGCUGAUGCAAAGACCCGCGUCGCCGUCUUGUCUUACACUCCAUCUCUUAUAUCGGACAAACGACAACCGCAGCCACCGCAGCAGUCACCCCUCUCAGCACUGCUCCCACCCGCAGGACCGCCAAUUCGUCGUCUGGCCUCUUGCCUCACGAGUGCUGAGGCCUGUUCCAACGCGACCAAUUCUUGUUCCGGUCACGGGCAGUGCGUGAGCACCCUCAGUGCUGAACAGGAAUGUUUCGCUUGCGCUUGCUCUGACACCAAGUCUGAUUCUGGGAAGACGGAAAGCUGGGUAGGCGAUAUGUGUCAGCGCAAGGACGUCAGUAGCACCUUUGUGUUGAUCGCAGGGACAGUGAUCACACUUAUCCUCUUGAUGGGAGGCUCUGUCUCGUUGCUUUACUCCAUCGGUGGCGAUGAGCUUCCUAGCAUCCUAACAGGUGGUGUGGCAAGUGGAUUGAGGAGAGAAUGA
Messenger RNA from Suillus subaureus, 1104 nucleotides. RefSeq lists its product as uncharacterized. The coding region runs from base 1 to 1104 and encodes 367 amino acids. Gene Ontology annotation, cellular component: endoplasmic reticulum. The record is from RefSeq and is a predicted model, not a curated record. Lineage: Eukaryota; Fungi; Basidiomycota; Agaricomycetes; Boletales; Suillaceae. The transcript is spliced from 3 exons.